Messenger RNA from Populus trichocarpa (black cottonwood), 2724 nucleotides. Its product is annotated as LEAF RUST 10 DISEASE-RESISTANCE LOCUS RECEPTOR-LIKE PROTEIN KINASE-like 2.4. Bases 539 to 2557 code for a protein of 672 amino acids. Gene Ontology annotation, molecular function: protein kinase activity; polysaccharide binding; ATP binding. The record is from RefSeq and is a predicted model, not a curated record. The transcript has 3 exons. Lineage: Eukaryota; Viridiplantae; Streptophyta; Magnoliopsida; Malpighiales; Salicaceae. Gene Ontology annotation, biological process: protein phosphorylation.
AAUGGUGAGUAGAAGGGCCACGCUAAAACAAAUCAAUUGAUAGGGACGACAUUAAGAAAAUUAUAAAGGUUGAAGGAUCUUUGAACUUGUUAAACCACCCAUUCUAUCUAUACAAGUCUCCCCUGGCUAGGCAAGCAAAUCAAAAUUCUCAAGGAAAGAUCCUAGUAACCUUCCAAUUGACUUCAACGACUUUUUAGUGUCAUCAUACAAAGAUAUUUCCCCGUGACUUCAGUCUUAUGGAAAGAUCGUAGCUCGCUCAUGGAAUGUGAAGAAAUAAAUUAUAAAUUCAAAUAUAUUAGACAAUUCUGGAUAAAUAACCCUCUUUUCCCAUCAAAAUAGAAAUGAAAAAAUAAUAAUUUCACCAUAAUCUCUUAAUUCAUGUUUUUAAGGUAAAUAUGAACUUAUAUCUCACUAAUAUAACCAAGUCAAUAGUCAUGUUCUAUACAACCACUCUCCCAUUACCAACACCAGUACACCACCCUCUUAACCUUACACCAUUCCACCACCAGCUGCACAACCCCUUCUGAUUCCUCCACCAAUGCACCCCCUCACCACCACCUCCUCUUUCCUUCUCACCCUCUUUUUCUCCCUCCACUUAACGACAUCGCUUCUUUCCAAUGACACUAGUAAUCUUUCAAACUGCAAUCAAAACUUCUCCUGUGGUGACCUCACAAACGUCACCUACCCGUUCACUGGUGGCCUACGUCCAUCCCACUGCGGUCCACCGGAGUUCGGCCUCACAUGUGACGAUGAAUCAGUCACCAUCCUAAAAGCUAACUCACUGAGUUACCGAGUCACUCAUCUUGACCAGACCAGCCAAACCUUAAGACUCUCACGUUCAGACCUCUACGACGACGGAAAAUGCACCCGCCAAUUCACUAACACCACUCUGGAUGACAGAAUCUUCAGUCUUGGUUCCAGCCAUGAACUUUAUUUGUUUUAUGGAUGCAAGAAGAUUAACGACUCUGGCAUGGGAUCAGAUCCGCUGCUAAAAAUCUCUAGGUUCUCUUGUGAAAAUGAUGGAGUUACAGAAGAAGGGUUUUUCUCGAUUGUUUACCCUAACGGUACUGAAUAUUCUUUUCCGAAUACGUUUGAGUGUCAAACUAAUAUUCGAGUGCCAAUUCCUGAGACUCGGGCACAACAGCUUCUUGAGAACGGGUCAUUAGUUGGUGAGGUUUUGAAAGAAGGGUUUGAUGUCAGUUAUGGUAAUCCUUACAGUGCUAAUUGUACAGAGUGUUACAAGAAGCACCCUGGUGGGUAUUGUGGAUUUGAUACACAGUUGGGUAAACCUAUUUGCAUUUGUCAUGAUCAGCUCUGUCCUGGAUCUUCUAGGAGUGGUAGGCGACUACAGAUUGCUGCAGGCACAUCAGCAGCUGCGGCAGCGAUAUUAACUUUAUUCGUAAUUACAAUAUAUCUCACUAGAAGGGAAGGUUCCUUUAGUGCUGUCAUAGCAAUGACCUUCAGGCUGAAGAACUCGCAGCAUGUUGGCAGGGUUGAAACAUUUAUGAUGGACUACCAUUCUCUUACUCCAAAGCGUUAUUCGUAUUCAGACAUCAAGAAAAUGACCAACUCAUUCGUCAAUACACUAGGUGAGGGAGGAUUUGGUAAUGUAUACAGAGGAAAGUUACCAGACGACGGUCGUCUUGUAGCUGUAAAAGUCCUAAAAGAGUCCAAAGGUGAUGGAGAAGAGUUCAUGAAUGAAGUUGCAAGCAUCAGUAGAACUUCCCACGUGAAUGUAGUUACCCUUUUGGGGUUCUGCUAUGAGAGGAAUAAAAGAGCUUUGAUUUAUGAAUUCAUGCCCAAUGGAUCUUUAGAUAGCUUCAUAUCUCAUAAAGGAUCCCCACAUACAAACUGUCGUUUAGAAUGGAAAAAAUUAUAUGAAAUUGCAGUUGGUAUUGCUAGAGGUCUGGAGUACUUGCAUAGAGGGUGUAACACUCGGAUUGUGCAUUUUGACAUAAAGCCUCACAACAUUCUUCUUGAUGAAGACUUUUGUCCAAAGAUCUCAGAUUUUGGUCUCGCGAAGCUAUGCCAGAGCAAAGUAAGUAAAAUUUCGAUGAUAGGUGCCAGAGGAACUGUUGGUUACAUAGCGCCUGAAGUAUUCUGCAGAUCUUUUGGAGGAGUAACUUACAAGUCUGAUGUGUAUAGUUAUGGGAUGAUGGUUCUUGAAAUGGUCGGACAAAGUAAAGAUUUUGAUAUGGGAUCGUUGGAAACCAACGAGUUGUAUUUCCCGGAUUGGUUUUAUAUGUAUCUUGAUCCAGGAGAGAUUUCAAUAUUUCAUGGAGGUACAACGGAGGAGGAAAAAGAGAUUGUUAAAAAGAUGAUUUUAGUGGGUUUGUGGUGCAUCCAAACCAUUCCAUCACAUAGACCAUCAAUGACAAAGGUUGUAGAGAUGUUUGAAGGCAGUCUUCAGUCUUUGCAAAUUCCACCGAGACCUUCCCUUUCCUCUCCUAGAAGGUCCGCUCAAGAAUAUCACUCUUCCACUGUAUCAUCACUGCCUUGCGUGUCGUCCCAGGGGGGUGGGGUAAAGACAUUGUUUGCAGAUGAAAGUGACUUGUAACUGGAAAUUGCAAAUUUUAUUUGGCCUGAUAAAAAUAAAAAAACAAACCUGUAUUUGUUCUUCAUCUAAGUGCUGCUCUUGGAUGAAUUAAUUUUUCUAUGAUAUAGCUCAUGUACAGCAGGAAACUCUCUCAGCGCUAAGAGACACUAUCCUCUCACCUUCAUUUU